AUUCUCCAUGUUGGACCCAAACUGAGGAACCCGGAGCUGCCGCUGGGGGAUCGGGGCUGGGGGCACCCGGGGGAGCCGCUGCCCCGGCCGCCCGCCCUCCGUACAGGCCGCCUCCCUUCCUGGCCCAGGGAGGGAACGAGAGGGGGAAUGUGAACAGCUGCGGAGUCGGAGUCUCGGGAGCCGGAGUCGGCCCCCGCCCAGGCCCCCCAGCCCAGCCCAGCGUGCGCGCCCGACCGUCCUCCCGCCCAGCCAGCCCGGGCCCGCGGGAUUGUUAGAUGGAACACGGCUCCAUCAUCACCCAGGCGCGGAGGGAAGACGCCUUGGUGCUCACCAAGCAAGGCCUAGUCUCCAAAUCCUCUCCCAAGAAGCCUCGUGGGCGUAAUAUCUUCAAGGCCCUUUUCUGCUGUUUUCGUGCCCAGCAUGUUGGCCAGUCAAGCUCCUCUACUGAGCUUGCUGCAUACAAGGAGGAAACCAACACCAUUGCUAAGUCGGAUCUGCUCCAAUGUCUCCAGUACCAGUUUUAUCAGAUCCCAGGGACUUGCCUGCUCCCAGAGGUGACAGAGGAAGAUCAAGGAAGGAUAUGUGUGGUCAUUGACUUGGAUGAAACCCUUGUGCACAGCUCCUUUAAGCCAAUCAACAAUGCUGACUUCAUAGUGCCUGUAGAGAUUGAGGGGACCACGCACCAGGUGUACGUGCUCAAGAGGCCUUAUGUGGAUGAGUUCCUGAGACGAAUGGGGGAACUCUUCGAAUGUGUCCUCUUCACUGCCAGCCUGGCCAAGUAUGCUGACCCGGUGACAGAUCUGCUGGACCAGUGUGGGGUGUUCCGGGCCCGCCUGUUCCGGGAGUCCUGUGUAUUCCACCAGGGAUGCUAUGUUAAGGAUCUCAGCCGCCUGGGGAGGGACCUGAGGAAAACUCUCAUCCUGGACAACUCACCUGCGUCUUACAUCUUCCACCCAGAGAAUGCAGUGCCUGUGCAGUCUUGGUUUGAUGACAUGGCAGACACUGAGUUGCUGAACCUGAUCCCAAUCUUUGAGGAGUUGAGUGGAGCAGAGGAUGUCUACACCAGCCUUGGGCAGCUGCGGGCCCCUUAGCCUUCCCUGCUUCCAAGCAACGGCCAUCCCAGUAGGGGACUUUCCGAUAUUGUGCCUUUAUGAUCAGCCAGAGGGAAAGCUGCAACGCCUCACCAGAUGGGGCCUGGAUAUAGUGAGAAGUGUUUGGAAAGAACUUUAGGACAGAUUAGAUGCCAAGUGGGCAAAUACCAGACCGACACCAGAGCUCCCUGCUCCCUCAGUUGGGUUCCUGAGAUAGGGUGUGUGUGUGUGAAUGAAUGUAUGUGUGGGUGUGACUUGCCUUGAACUAUGGCAACCGUAUAUACAGUGUUUCAGGUUGGGGGAGAAGUGGAAAGGUCAAGAGUCUCCCCAAGUUAGUUCGUCUCCUCUCCUGUCAGCUUAAGAGCCACUAAGCUCUGUAGGGAUGAAGACUAUUGAAGGCUCUUUUGCCAAACCCAUGGCCUUUCCUCAGUGUUGUAAGACUUAUGCCAAGGAGAAAGGAAGGGUCCGAGGCUGCCUUUGGGCACCCCAGGCAUAUGCCUUUCUCCAGCCAGCUGCUGCAGACAGAAAGACAGCACUUCUGGGAAGAUGAGAACAUAUUUCCAGAACCAGUACCCCAGUGACCAUGGAGUCCUGUGGCCCAAGAGCUGCACUUGUCUACAGCCAAGUGCCUGGCAUGGGCCUUUUCCAUGUCUCCUCACUGGCUGGGCCUGGGCCUGGGCCUGGGCCUGCCUUCCUCACCACCUAGCCAUAGUCUUGAACCUGUGGGGAAGGAGGUCUUUUCCCUGCCUUGGAAGAGGACACGUAACUGAUUUCCGUUCUUUUGACUCUGUGUAAAAAUUCUCUUUCUAAAC
Chrysochloris asiatica (Cape golden mole) is the source of this 1903-nucleotide messenger RNA. RefSeq names its product CTD (carboxy-terminal domain, RNA polymerase II, polypeptide A) small phosphatase 2 (gene CTDSP2). Gene Ontology annotation, molecular function: RNA polymerase II CTD heptapeptide repeat phosphatase activity. Bases 276 to 1091 code for a protein of 271 amino acids. The record is from RefSeq and is a predicted model, not a curated record. The transcript is spliced from 8 exons. NCBI's taxonomy places the organism in Eukaryota, Metazoa, Chordata, Mammalia, Afrosoricida, Chrysochloridae.